This is a messenger RNA of Pectinophora gossypiella (pink bollworm), 2865 nucleotides long. RefSeq names its product CD63 antigen-like. The record is from RefSeq and is a predicted model, not a curated record. Gene Ontology annotation, cellular component: membrane. The transcript has 5 exons. Bases 531 to 1256 code for a protein of 241 amino acids. Lineage: Eukaryota; Metazoa; Arthropoda; Insecta; Lepidoptera; Gelechiidae.
UUUGUCGCCUCUACGUUUACACGUCUACAACACGAGCGAGUUACAACGUAAUUAAAAUCAAAUUCCAAAAUAGCUGCGGUAUUAAUAGAUCUUUGUCUGAUGCAUGAAUUACUGUACGUCGAUCAUAUACUGCAGGCUGUGUAAAAUCGCAGACGCCUCCUUCGUUAACAUAUCCACCUAUACAACCGCGAUAAAACGUAUUUAUUACCUAUUCAUCUACAUAAAAAAGCCGAUAACAUUAUCUUUCCACGUACAGGCAACAUUAUAAAACGGUAUUUAGCUUCAGUGAGUGAACCAAAACGAUAGAAGUAAAAAAAAAACUUAAAACAAGUUACAGUUUUAUGACUAAAAUCGUUGACGUGUUCAAUGUUGGAAAAGCAGGUGGUGAGAUAAAUCCGCUUGUUUUCCUUAUCAAGAUUACCUUACCUACUAUAGUGAUAAAAAUAUCCGACUAAAACUAUAGUUGAGUAGGUCUCAUUGUCACGCGGCAGCCGGCGCAGCGCGAUUACAAUUCACAUUGCGAAGGCAAAAUGUGGCAAAAGAUAUUUACCACCGUGAAAUACACUUUAGUGUUUAUAAAUUUUCUGUUCUUGAUCACUGGGAUUAUUAUUCUGGCGGUCGGCAGUUCCGUGCAGCGGGCGUAUAAUGUCUACCAUGAGUUCUUGUCUGAGAGAUUCUUCUCCUUGCCUGCCUUCUGCAUCGCGACUGGCAUCAUCAUCUUCCUCAUCGCCCUGGCAGGUUUCUACGGAGCCUUCAUGGAGAGCUACCAGAUGAAUAUGGCGUUCGCCGGAGCAAUGAUCUUAGUCUUCGUAUUCCAACUGUCAGCUUGCAUAGCAGGGUACGCGCUGAAGGGCAACACCGUGGUCCUCAUCCACGACCAGCUGCGGAGCACCAUGGAGCUGUACGGGGUCAACAAGAGCCUGGAAGUCACCACCAUGUGGGACAAAGUGCAGAGAGACUUCGACUGCUGCGGCGUGGACAACGCGAGCGACUGGCUGGUUCCCCUGGGCACUACUGCCACCACGGGGGUGCCGAUGUCCUGCUGCAGGCAGGUGCCGGGCACAGUGAACACUGCCACGUGCAACACCACGGUUGCCGUCAACCUCGGGUGCGGGCCCGCGUUCGGCGCUUGGGCCAGGAGUCAUGCUGGGUCGAUAGGUGCGGCUGGGGUGUUUGUGGUUCUUGUACAGGCUUUAGCAGUAGGUGGGGCGGUUUGGAUAGCAAAGAAGUCACGAGAAGACACCUAUAUUCCGUAACCUGCAUUUAACUAGGAUUAACUUAGCACAUAGCUUAAACUAAUGACUCGAUGCAAAAUAAGAAGGAAAGUUGCCAACAACUAAAAAAGUAAUUUAUUGCCAUUUUAAUUAAUUCAAAUUCAAAUUCAAAUUCAUUUAUUUCUAAAGUUUACAAAAACAUUGUCUACAGGUAGGGUCCCAAGGCGACAAUGCUUAAAUAUUCAAUAGAUUAACAUUAUAAUAAAAAUAUGAUUAUGUCAUGUUUUAAUUAUACAAUGUCAACAAUGUUUAAAAUUCUAAUAAAAAUCCUAAAGUAUAUUAAUGUCGUGGCUUACACGUUGAUACUUAAUAUAUGUAUAUGUGAAGCAAUUGGAAAUAAUAAAAUAUUUUAAAGGUACUUACUUAUAUUAUAAAAGAGUUAAGAGGACAUUUAGAAUACUAUUGAUAAUCUUUUUAUUACGACAUACCUAUAUAAAAUAAGCUUGCGACUAUUAUUAUCUUUGUUGAAUUAUUUAUUGCAAUAUAUAUACAGGGUGUUAGUGACAUCGUAACGAAAACUUUGAGGGAUGAUUCGGACCAUGAUUCUGAGUUGAUAUCGUGUGGAAUUAAUUUAAAAAAACGAAAAAGGAAUAUCAUGAAUUUUGCGACGGAAAAUUUCACUUUAUAUUAUAAACACACUUAAUAAACUAACUAACUUAUUACUAACUUUCACUUUAUUAAGUACGCUGACUUGCAGCAGCAAUAUUCGUUUGUCCCUUUUGCGGUGGAGAAGGGUGGACCAUGGUGCGAGGAAGCUAAAAAGUUCGUUAAAGAACUAGGGCGACGUCUGCGAGAUCGUGGUGGCGACCCCCGCUCCGGAUCAUAUAUAAAGAUAUAUUAACUCAGAAUCAUGGUCUGAAUCAUCCCCCUCAGUAUUCGUUACGAUGUCACUAACACCCAUACCUAUUUGUAUGGCUACCUGUACGUACUGGUAAGGGGUGUAAGUGACAUCGUAACGAAUACUGAGGGGGCUGACUUAGCUCAUUAUUCUGAGUUAAUAUCGAGUGGAAUUUUCCAUCGCAAAAGUAUUGAAUUGAAAAUAAUUUAAUAAAACGAAAAAAUAUACUUAUCAUGAUUUUUGCGACGAAAAAUUCCACUUGAUAACUCAAAAUCAUGGUCUGAAUCAUUCCUCUGAGUAUUUGUUACGAUGUCACUAACAGCCUGUAUAACAUUGCAAUGACAAUUAUUUAUUACAAUUCUAUACAAAAUAAUUCUCAAAUUGGGUUAGAUUGAUUGAUUGAUGAUUGAAUUAGUAUGAUAAGUCCAUCGCAUGAUGAACUAGGUAGCUAAGCGCCACCGAGCUUUCUGUUAGACCAGCGUGAUCUUGGUAAGUCGCAUAGCCGCGCCGUCGCCGCUACGAGCCAACUGUGUUAGUGAAAACCUACGUUAUUGAUUGAUAAAGGCAUGAUAAAAGUCAAUAGUUUCUAAAUACCUGUUAGGUACCUAUACCAAUAAUGUAACUACAAUAUAUCUAGUCUAUGGCACAUUAAUAUAACUGCACAUAACACUUAUUGUCAAAUAUACGAAUAUUUUGUUUUAAAUUAAAUAAUUUAUGGUUGUUACGUUAUGGAAUAAAUAUUUUUAAGAUAAA